Nothobranchius furzeri (turquoise killifish) is the source of this 1887-nucleotide messenger RNA. RefSeq lists its product as uncharacterized. The record is from RefSeq and is a predicted model, not a curated record. NCBI's taxonomy places the organism in Eukaryota, Metazoa, Chordata, Actinopteri, Cyprinodontiformes, Nothobranchiidae.
GAUAAACAAUCGUGUUUGUAGCGGAGAUCCAGUUCUAACCUGCACGUAAUUAGCACUGUGUUUGGGAACCAGCGGAACGACUGUUUUUAUUGGGACGUUUGCUUCAUGGCACCAAUCAGAAACAGCUGCUACGGAUCACUUCCGGUUGAGUUUUGUAACACUGAUAAUAAACUUAUGCAAGUUUACGUGAGGUGUCAACGCCAGCAGAGAGCCGAUGGGUGAGCAGCUUUAACCAGGGUGGCAUCAAAAAGUAGAAGGUUCUGGUGGAACUCUGAUGUCUGAGAUGUCUGGGGUCUGGCGGUCCGUCAGCGAGGCCUUCUGGGCAAUGUGUGCAGCUGACUCCAUGUCCAUGCCGGCCCACUGGUACUACCACAUCCAAGACAUCAAGAGAGACUUUGGGGGCUGGAUAUCUGAUUUCAGUUCACCUGCAGAUAGACACCCAUCCAGCAUCCUCACCCUCUCCAACACCGCUGGCAGUGGUCGGACUGCCUGGAUGACCAGAACCAAACGGGCUGAUGUGGUCGGUGACAUCAUCCUCCAUGAUAAGCUGGACUUGUGGAAGUCUUCCACUGGGUCAGUCCACUAUCACCAAGGUCUUCAGGCAGGGGACAACACGCUGAACGUCCUCUGCUCCCUGCGAGCCGCACAAACGCUUGUCGCUGGACAGUUUGCUGACAUCUCCCAGCCAGAGGCUCGAGCUGCCGUCCUGUCGGACUACGUCCAGUUCCUGACCAGAUCUGGAUCACACGCUGACACCUACGCUGAGUCCUUCCACCGCUCAUUCUUCUCUGACUGGCGAGACAGUAGACCGACGUCCCCCCAUGAGGUUCUAGUGUUUGCAGAGACACGUUCCAAACAAAUGCUGAGCUCUCCGUUUCCUGACAGCCAGCUGGAUGCCAUUGGCUGUCUUCCCAUGAUCCUCCCCUUUGUCCUCCUGUCAGCAUCAGCCAAUGAGAAGCGAGCUGUGUCAGCAGCGGUGGACUUUGUGAAACUCACCCAUCCUCACCCCAAAGUCCCUGGGUUUGUUUCCAUCUACAGCCAAGCGCUGCACGCCGUUGUGGGCGGAGCCAGCAUCCGCCAGCAGGCCGAGGUUGCCCUGAAGGCAUUGGGUACUUGGGACACCUGCCAGAGCUUCAGUCACAAGGCUGCCAGGUUUCCCGAGUGUUCCGAGGAGCGUCUGAAGGUCCAUCAGACCGCUGUGAACCACCUUGGUCUGGCCUGCUACACCAGAGGGGCAUUGUCCAGCUUGUUCUACCUCGCUCACGAGUUCCAUGACGACAUCAGAGGAGGAAUCCUGACCAACACUAACUGUGGAGGUGAGAACUGCAACCGCGGGGCAGCGCUCGGGGCCCUUCUGGGGGCUGGGGCCGCCCAUGCCGGAUUGGGCGUACCUCCAGAGUGGAAGGACAAACUCAGAGAUGCCCAGGAGUUCCUCCCCAACAUCUUGAAGGACGUGCACUGAGAGCCGCCCUGCCCUCUGGAGGACAGGAGGAGAACUUUCAGAAGAGCAUUAAAAUCUACUUCCUCUUUACGGGUGCCUCAUCUCUCCUAAAAUUAGAACAUGAUUUUUAUUAAUGAUGAAUUUAUUUUCUGCACUUCUCACUUUGUAAAUGAAUAAGAAUCAGAAAACCUUUCAAAGAAAUAUUAUUCAAUGUUUUUCUUAUAUAUUACAUUAUUCUUAUUGUCAGGCUGUGCUGUUUUUCGUUAAAGCUUUGAAAUAAAAUAUUCACAUGCUCAGACCAAAGUAAUAACUCGUCUUUUGUGUGUUUAUUAUUUAUGAGUUUGUGAGUUACUGUAGAUGACCAGAACAUUUCAACCAGAUGUUUAUUAUCAGAAUUGUUGAACACAAAUAAACGAGUGUCUUUUAACCUGAAACAGGAAGUCAAA